AACAGCGUGUGUCUCUCUCUGAGCUCUUGUUUGAUAUGGUUUGACUUAUUCCCCUCCUGCAGGACUUGCUGGAGACCCACGCAAACCGCACGAUCAACAGCCAUGGAUGCGUAUUCCCUUUGAGCCACAGAGAGAGAGAGAUCUGUGCAGCAUUCACUUGGGAAUUGUAGCUGUUAAGGUGGUUUGAUUUCUUGCUGGCUCGCCUCUACCGCCUUAACUCCAGAGUUUUAGUCUCGCUGGACGAUGCCUGGACCCAGCCGAGGGGAUGAAGUGGUGAGGGGACCUGUGGCAUGAGGCCGGGACGGAUGAAGUGGUGAAGGCGCACCAAGGCUGAAACUGCGUUUUUCCUCAGACCUCUGAAGCGGAAACUGUUCAUGUCUGCACGCUGGACCAGAAUAUAUUAUAAACUACAAUAACUCGACUCCCCAGGUUGCCUCAUUACAUCAAACUACAUGAAUAUACAGUCCAAAGAGACUUAAUGUGAGAUAACGCAAAGAAAAAAGUGGCUCCGAAGUGGUGUUGCGGCUCCUCGUCCCCGGCGGAUCCGGAGGUUGGAGUCCCCGCCCCGGGAACCGGAGGGGGAACCGGAGGGGGAACCGGGGGAACCGGCGCUGCAGCCGCCGCGCUGCAGCCUCCCAAGAGCGGCCGCGUCAAGAGGAUGGUGCGCCUGGCCGCGGAGCUGCUGCUGCUCCUGGGACUGCUGCUGCUCACCCUGCACAUCACCGUGCUGCGCAGCAGCCCGCUGCCCCAGGGGAACGGGACCCUGAGCCCCGACCAGGACACGGCGCCUGCAGAGAGGAAGAAUACGAAGGCAAGAAGCAGCUCUUCUGUCCAUCUGGCUUCUGAAGACCAGAGGUCCGGUCCAGGGCACCGGCUGGCCCACCAGCCUGCCAACCUUCCCUGGUCACAAGGCGGCGGCGUACGGGGCGACGGGGCCGGCGCCUUCCUCCUAGACCUGCACAACUUUCCCGACCUCUCAAAAGCCGACAUCGAUGGGCAGAAUCCCAACAUACAGGUGACAAUCGAAGUGGUGGACGGACUGGAGAGCCACGAGCCAGAGAAAGGCCUCCGUAAGGAGAGCAAGCCCAACUGGGCCUCUCCCAACUGGAGGAACUGGUGGCCGCACACUUCCUCGUCCUCCUCUUCCUCCUCUCAUCAGACAGAAGAGCGCCAUCGCUCCUACGGGGGCAAAACCGAGGACAGCAACUUCCUCAGGCCACCGGCUGACUGGGACAGGAGAGGAAGUAAAACUCAGACUGAAUACGACUAUAUGGACGGUGAGGGCGACUGGAGUACCUGGUCAGCGUGCAGUGUCACUUGUGGAAAUGGCAACCAGAAGAGAACCAGGUCCUGCGGUUAUGCCUGUACAGCCACAGAGUCCAGGACUUGUGAUAUGCCCAACUGCCCAGGGUUUGAAGAUGCCUUCAAGACAGCAGCUACAGAAGUGAGCCUGUUAGCUGGAACAAAUGAGUUCAAUGCUACAGAGCUAUUUGGUGUUGACACAGACAGCUGCGAGCGAUGGAUGAACUGCAAGAGCGAUUUCUUGAAGAAGUACAUGACCAAAGUGGCCAACGACCUUCCCAGCUGCCCUUGCACUUACCCGACAGAGGUGGCCUACAGCACGGCAGACGUGCACGACGCCCCCACCCGCCGGGACUUCCGUUGGAAGGACGCCAGCGGGCCCAAGGAGAAGCUGGAGAUCUACAAGCCCACGGCCCGUUACUGCAUCCGCUCCAUGCUGACCCUGGAGUCCACCACUCUGGCCGCGCAGCACUGCUGCUACGACGACAGCAUGAAGCUCAUCACUCGCGGAAAAGGCGCGGGCACCCCCAACCUCAUCAGCAUCGAGUUCUCGGCCGACCUGCACUACAAAGUGGACAUCCUGCCCUGGAUCAUCUGCAAAGGAGACUGGAGCCGCUACAACCAGGCCCGGCCGCCCAACAACGGUCAGAAAUGUCCGGAAAAUCCUCAGGAUGAGGACUACUACAAACAAGUCGAAGAAGUGAGGGAAUUCUAGUCUGCUUUAGAUGGAAAGGACCAAAACAACAGACUGCUUUCAUUUUUAGCUAAACCUAAAAGAAAGAAAAAAAAAAAAAGGUCAGGUAACAUUUGACCUCGUAGGCUCUAAGGACAGAUUCACAGCUCAUUUGAACAGAGAAGAAUACGAAUCCAGCAGUUUUUAGACCCCUUACAUGCUCACAUGCAGCUUUUCUCAACUUCAUCAAAGCCAGGCACAGAAUGUUGUUUUGUUUCUUUUUUUAUACGCCUCAGAUAUUUUAACCACUAAUUGCACUGCAAUGUGUUUCUUAGAUUUGGUCACUAAAGGGAGGAUUGACUUCAUAUUCUUAAAAGGGAAAAUUAUUAUUCUAGAAAUGUACAUUGAAAUCGUGUCCAAGGUCGGCUCUGUAGGUUAUUUAUGUUUGGGGAAUCUUAGAGGCGGAGUUUUCCUCACGUCCUCAGUGACAAUAACCAUGUUUAAUGUAAGCUUGCGAGUAUGUUUAUUUAGCAUGCACAUCUUCUUUUUUUUUUUUUUUUUUGUUUCCCCCCUUAAUUUUCAUCCAUUUAGUCCUGUCAUUACGCAGUCCCCCUUUGUGUCUCUGAGGCAGUUCUUCACUGUAAAAAGCCUGCAUUUAUUUUUGUAAAGUAUUUAUUAAGUUGUAGCUGUGUCCGGGUCGGGUCUCUGUGACGGUGGCUUCUCGUUCACACAUGGCUGAACUUGAGCUUCCUCUCCGGUUCAUACAUGUUAUUGUGGACAUCCACGUCUCAAGGUAAGAUGAAAUCACAAUAGAGCGCAAAGAAUGUGUGAAUUCAACUAUAAGGAAAGAGUUUUGAGAUAUAUAACUAUGAAUAAAUUUUUUCAAACUCAGUG
Messenger RNA from Cololabis saira (Pacific saury), 2869 nucleotides. RefSeq names its product isthmin 1 (gene ism1). The coding region runs from base 659 to 2017 and encodes 452 amino acids. The record is from RefSeq and is a predicted model, not a curated record. Gene Ontology annotation, biological process: negative regulation of angiogenesis. The transcript is spliced from 7 exons. NCBI's taxonomy places the organism in Eukaryota, Metazoa, Chordata, Actinopteri, Beloniformes, Belonidae.